UCUUUAAGACCACUUCAAUUUAGCCUAUUUUUUCUGUGUUCACGCCCUGUUUGAGGGCGGGUGAUUUUCUAGUUGACGUCUGUGAAAUGAAAUCAGCUUGUUGCUAUUUGUCUCACACAGAAUAAAAGUUUGCGUGGAGUGAUACUGAGUACGGACUAAAUCCACUUGGGUUUACAGUGAAAAUAUACCCUUUACAUUUUUCUAUACACUAAGGACUAUCUUGUGGCAGGUCUUGGCAGAUCGCCGCCGUAUGGACGAUGAGGAGGAUGAUGUGUUUGAGCCAGACUCCCACUGCUGGCGCACAGCCUUCAGGGAGAUAAAGUACGAGGACAGGGGAACCCAGACACCCAGCCCUGUCCUGCCACUGCCCAAUAAUAUGCUGCCCUGCGGGGUGGCCCAGGAGCCCAGAACACUCUUCUACGGCAACGCAGGCUUUCGAUUGCACUUCCCAGCGCAGUUUGAGCGUGUUGGAGACCAGGGGCCUCUGGGAGAGCGAGGGGGGAUGGAGCGGCUCGAUCAGCAGCCCCAGCAGCCAGCACGCAGCAUAGAGGUCUGCAUUGGACAGAAACUCCAACUCAUCGGAGACCAGUUCCACCAAGAACACCUUCAAGUGUAUCACCGAAACCAAAGGAACAUGAGGCCCUUGUGGAGGCGCCUGGCCUCGGCUCUGCUCACCCUGCUGUUUGAGCAGGAGGCCAUCGCUGGAGGGGGGAGAGCAGGGUGGAGGUGAUGGAGAGGACCAGCCCAGCACAGACUACCCCUCUCACACAGGAACUGGACUCCUAAUGGCACUGUCAAAUCUAACACGGGUCUGUUGGGGAAAAAUAACAAAAGAGAAAAGGUCCCCGCGGGACGGAGACAACCAUUUUUUACGAGGUCGUUUUUUUCCAAGAAGAUGCCAUGUUGUUUCACGAGAUUCCUCUACUGGACAAUGUCCUUAUUUUGGUAAUUGUUUGAUGUAGUAUUUUGUACAGUACAUUAUUCCUGUUGAAUUUGUUUGCACUUCCGUAUGUGUACAUCUUGAAUGGCCUCCAUGGUCCCGGGAACGCCUUGUCAAUGUCUUCUACCACAACCCAAUGACUGUUGACGAGAACCAAGCAGAAGAAAGAAAGAUAUGGAGGGAUCUGAAGAAGGGAAAAAAGAGUGGUUCAUGGGGUUUUCUUUUCUGAAGUUUCCAGGAAAUAAUUGGUCAAACUUGAUAACUUACUAAUUUCCAAAGAUGCAGUCUCUCAGAACAAAGCAUUUUUCACCUCAACUUUCUCCUCAAUGGGGUUGUGUAUACUAUUAUAUUACAUGUUGAUUAUUCUUUGCUCUUCCAGUCACUUUUAUUGUUUUGAUUUCAAUAAUUGUUGUUUUUCCCAUUGUCACCAAAAAUAAUGAAACAUCCAGUGGCUUCCGAUGUGGUAAAUGCCACUUUGUGGUGUGAUACUCCUUAGGACCCCCCCACCCCCCUUCAACAGCACACCCAACCCAAAACAUCUACCGCAGCCAUGAUACAUCAUACAACCUCCAAAGCAAAAGUGGAUCCCACGAGUUACUCAGAGAGAACACCAGAUUUUCAAUCAUAGUUUAUUUCAGAGUUAUCUUUUACUAAUUUCAUAAAUCCCCAAACUGGACCCCAGUCAUUGUAAGAGAGAGUGUGCUGAUCAUUUUUGUGUCUUAAGACUACCAGGCCCUUCAAGUGGAGCUAUGUAUCCACACUGUUUGCACUAUAGUACAUCAGUCAGGAGUAGAUUAGGUUACAAAGCCAACCUCUGUCAUUUAAUGAAGGUUUUUAACUGUAUCUGAUUUGUAAUGGUAACAUUACAAUGUUUUCAAUCACAUGACCAAGUUAUAUCAUCCCAGGAUGUGACUGAAAAUGACAUGUUAUUAUUAUAAUAAAACAUCUGAGGUACAAGUGAUGCUGGUUAAAUGAAUGCCUCAUUGAAAUUCCAAUGUUUUUUAGCCCUCCAAUCGAUGUGCUCUCUAACCCACUGUCAGAGAUGUAUUCUGGACACCAAAACAAACAUGUGAAACAACAACAUCUUCCCUCCUCUCAGGAUUCUUGCAUGGGCUUUUAUAUAUAUAUUUUAACCUGUGGAGUGAUCUUGUAUUAGUUAUUUGUCCUCAGAUCCUGUGGUGUAACUUUUUAAUAGAAAUCACCACUGCUAAUCCAAUUGACAAGAGAACGUGUCUGAGAUUAGAAAUUAACUGGUAGUAUGCAAGACUGUAAUUACUAUUGAAAUAUUAAUAUUUUUGAAGACACUGAUGUAUUCUUGAAGAUGCUGUUUGUUGUACAUUGUAUUGCCUUUUUACUUCACUUUUUGUCCAUUUUGAAGUAGCAGUAUAUAUCAUGAGGCUGUAAUUUUAUACACAACUCCUGUUAAUACGGUUAUGUUUGGUCCUACAGUACUUUACUUUUUGUCCAUUUUGAAGGAGAAGUAUACAUUAUGAGGCUGUAAUUUCAGACACACCUCUUGGUAAUUUGGUCCUACAGUCAUCUUCUGUGUCAUCUCCUGUCUGUAUAAUCAGUGCUCUCUUUCAACCCUUAAUUUAGAAUGCUGGAGAAACAGGUAACUGCCAAAAUCAAGGAAACACCCAUAUAAAGUGUCUUCAUAGGUGGCGUUGGGCCACCAUGAGCCAGAACAGCUUCAAUGCACCUUGGCAUAGAUUCUACAAUGAUGGUGGUGGAAAACGCUGUCUCAGGCGCCGCUCCAGAAUCUCCCAUAAGUGUUCGAUUGGGUUGAGAUCUGGUGACAGUGAUGACCAUUUCAUAUGGUUUACAGCGUUUUCAUGCUCAUCAAACCAUUCAGUGACCACUCGUGUCCUGUGGAUGGGGACGUUGUCAUCCUAUGGGGGCAUAGCCAUGGUAGCCAAAAUAAUGGCCUGCCCAACAUUUUUAAACAUGACCCUUAGCAUGAUGGAAUGUUAAUUCUUUUAUUAACUCAGGAACCACAUCUGUGUGGAAAUACCUGCUUUAAAUAUACUUUGCAUCCCUCAUUUACUCAAGUGUUUCCAUUAUUAUGUCAGUUACCUGUAUGUUUCAGGGCCAGGGAAAAUACAAAUAACAGUUUCCCAUGUAGAGUAGAACGACAAAGGAAUGUAGUGGUUCGGUCCCAUUCUGUUGUCUGCAUCAGUUGAAAUAUAUUAGAUACAUAACCAUAGAUAUAAAGGUAUACUUUAGACAGACUGGUCAGAUGAUGACGCUUGCUCUGUCUCUGUUGAGGCAGGGACUAAUAUAGAACCAUGUGGGGCAGUGAGAGAUGAGCUGAACAUCGCUGUUGAUGUUGUUUGUUGUUGUUGUUUCCUGCAGAUCCUGAAUGCUGAGCCAGUCACCGUAGCUUCCUGUCUCACUGUAGCCCUUAAACCACCCCUAAACCCGCUUCUCUCGCUCUACUGUAGCCUACAUCUAUGUGUACUGCUCAUCCAUUUCCUUCAGGACUUUUAGCGUUGCUUUCCAUUUUUUAUUUUUUUUGGUUUAUUCGCCCUUUUCUACUGUAUAUAUUUUGUGUGCAAUUUCUCUUCCUUUUGUUUUUUUUUUAAAUGUGUAUAUAAGUCAUUUGUUAUACUGUAUAGAACGAUGGUUAUCUGCACUGUGUCUGUUUUUCCCUGAGGGUAGUCAUCUCCAGAAAUGGGCCCAAUCGGUUAAGGCAUUCAUCUGAAUCAGCCAUGUCACGUUAUCCAUUCAGCAGAUAGCAGUAGAAUCUGAGUGUUCGUUCUGGAAAGAUCACAGAUCAGUUUAGCUACAGUUGAAGUCGUAGGUUUACAUACACUUAGGUUGGAGUCAUUGAAACUCGUUUUUCAACCACUCCACACAUGUCUUGUUAACAAACUAUAGUUUUGGCAAGUCGGUUAGGACAUCUACUUUGUGCAUGACACAAGUAAUUUUUCCAACAAUUGUUUACAGACAGAUUAUUUCACUUAUAAUUUACUGUAUCACAAUUCUAGUGGGUCAGAAGUUUACAUACACAAAGUUGACUGUGGCUUUAAACAGCUUGGAAAAUUCCAGAAAAUGAUGUCAUGGCUUUAGAAGCUUCUGAUAGGCUAAUUGACAUAAUUUGAGUCAAUUGGAGGUGUACCUGUGGAUGUAUUUCAAGUCCGACCUUCAAACUCAGUGCCUCUUUGCUUGACAUCAUGGGAAAAUCUAAAGAAAUCAGCCAAGACCUCAGAAAAAUAUUGUAGACCUCCACAAGUCUGGUUCAUCCUUGGGAGCAAUUUCCAAACACCUGAAGGUACCACGUUCAUCUGUACAAACAAUAUUAUGCAAGUAUAAACACCAUGGGACCACACACCAGUCAUACCACUCAGGAAGGAGACGCGUUCUGUCUCCUAGAGAUGAAUGUACUUUGGUGCGAAAAGUGCAAAUCAAUCCCAGAACAACAGCAAAGGACCUUGUGAAGAUGCUGGAGGAAAAGGGUACAAAAGUAUCUAUAUCCACAGUAAAACGAGUCCUAUAUCGACAUAACCUGAAAGGCCGCUCAGCAAGGAAGAAGCCACUGCUCCAAAACCGCCAUAAAAAGAGCCAGACUACGGUUUGCAACUGCACAUGAGUACAAAGAUCGCACUUUUUGGAGAAAUGUCCUCUGGUCUGAUGAAACAAAAAUAGAACUGUUUGGCCAUGAUGACCAUCGUUAUGUUUUGAGGAAAAAGGGGGAGGCUUGCAAGCAGAAGAACACCAUCCCAACUGUGAUGCACAGGGGAGGCAGCAUCAUGUUGUGGGGGUGCUUUGCUGCAGGAGGGAUUGGUGCACUUCACAAAAUAGAUGGCGUCAUGAAGGAGGAAAAUGAUGUGGAUAUAUUGAAGCAACAUCUCAAGACAUCAGUCAGGAAGUUAAAGCUUGUUUGCAAAUGGGUCUUCCAAAUGGACAAUGACCCCAAUCCUACUUCCAAAGUUGUGGCAAAAUGGCUUAAGGACAACAAAGUCAAGGUAUUGGAGUGGCCAUUACAAAGCCCUGACCUCAAUCUUAUAGAAAAUUUGUUGGCAGAACUGAAAAAGCGUGUGCGAGCAAGGAAGCCUACAAACCUGACUCGCUGCACCUUGGUCCUCUUUUUCCAACAGCCGUGACACAAAAUUCACCCAACUUAUUGUGGAAUGCUUGUGGAAGGCUACCCGAAACGUUUGACCCAAGUUAAACAAUUUAAAGGCAAUGCUACCAAAUACUAAUUGAGUGUAUGUAAACUUCUGACCCACUGGGAAUGUGAUGAAAGAAAUAAAAUCUGAAAUACAUCAUUCUCCCUACUAUUAUUCUGACAUUUCACAUUUUUUAAAUAAAGUGGUGAUCCUAACUGACCUACGACAGGGAAUUUUUACUCUGAUUAAAUGUCAGGAAUUGUGAAAAACUGAGUUUAAAUGUGUUUGGCUAAGGUGUAUGUAAAUUUCCGACUUCAACUGUUCAUAACUACAGUAUGACCAUUUUCUGGUCAAUGGUUUGGAGCUGGAUCAGUACCCUGCAGAUAAUUUGCCAAAAUGUUUUUUGUCACUGGGCAUUGGUUAUGGGUUCAAUCCUUUUUGUCUACUUUAGCAUUCUUCUGUAAUCAACAUGCACUGGAAAGUACUUUGUGUCUGUAGAUCUGAUGCGUCCCUGAGCAGUCCCUGUGAUAUUGUACAGUGUACUCUGGUUCGUUCUUUCAAAUCUGUCGUGUGCUGAACUAGCUGUAUUUCUGUAGUAUAGCAGAUCAUUGACGAUGCGAUAACCUGCAUAGAACAGUCUUUGAUUUCUUUGAAAGAGAAACAAGCCACCAUGGUGCCCAGAAAUUAUUUUUCAGAGGGGGUUCUGAAGCUGUGUACUGGAGAUAGACAUAUACUUGCCAUAUCUCAGCACUGUGCAAAGCUACAGGAACUCUAUACAUUGAGUUUUGUAUAUUAUGGAAAAACCGUCAGUGUCUUGAUUUUUUGUUGUCCACUUUGUUUAAAUGUCCUUUUUUAUGAGACCAUUUCUUACUCAUUGUCUUUCCUAACUUUUUAAAUGUCUUUUCAUAUGAAAGGGUCAGCUUUUAUAGGGACAGUUUUGUGGCUUUUAAAUCCUUUUUAAUACCUGUUAGCUCUUUUUAACAAGUCCAAUGAGAUCAAGGGCUUUUUUGAAUAAAAAUGAGCUUGAAACAUU
Molecule: messenger RNA, 6082 nt
Organism: Salvelinus fontinalis (brook trout)
Lineage: Eukaryota; Metazoa; Chordata; Actinopteri; Salmoniformes; Salmonidae
Product: bcl-2-modifying factor-like
Exons: 4
Coding region: 251-730 (159 amino acids)
Biological process (GO): apoptotic process; negative regulation of autophagy; positive regulation of apoptotic process
Cellular component (GO): myosin complex
Source: RefSeq, a predicted model, not a curated record